This is a messenger RNA of Funneliformis mosseae, 417 nucleotides long. The record is from the annotation of a GenBank genome assembly. Lineage: Eukaryota; Fungi; Glomeromycota; Glomeromycetes; Glomerales; Glomeraceae.
AUGUUUUCAUUAAACAAAAAAUCAUUAACAUUUAUUAUCAAUUCACGUCCUUCGACUUUACUUUUCCUUCGUUCCAAACAUACUAAAAGAUCACAACGAAUUCCGACCCCGUUUGAAAGAGCACCAAUUAUUAUGCACAGUAAAGUCCAACAGAUCGCUUUAGCAAAGGACGAUGAUAAAAGUACUACAGCGGGUCGUACUGUGAAAGUAGGAAAUAAUGCCAUGGCUGGAUAUAGAAAAUUAUGGGCCAUACUCAGUUUUAAUAAAACUCGAUAUCAAGUUAAAAGGAAUCGAUAUUAUGAAAAGCCUUUUCUAAGAAGACAACGCGUUAAAUGGGAAUUUGAACAAAAGAAAUUUAAGGAUGCCGUAAAGAAAAAAAUACAAUUGAUUUUACAAAUGAAAGCAAGAGGUAUAUAA